Messenger RNA from Marasmius oreades (fairy-ring Marasmius), 1716 nucleotides. RefSeq lists its product as uncharacterized. The transcript has 11 exons. Lineage: Eukaryota; Fungi; Basidiomycota; Agaricomycetes; Agaricales; Marasmiaceae. Gene Ontology annotation, molecular function: flavin adenine dinucleotide binding; pyranose oxidase activity. The coding region runs from base 1 to 1716 and encodes 571 amino acids. The record is from RefSeq and is a predicted model, not a curated record.
AUGUCUUACCGUCUCAGUAAUGACCACAUCCACAAGGAUCUCCAAGGUCGUUCUUCCUACGACGCCGACGUUAUCAUUGCUGGUAGUGGUCCCGUUGGCAUGGCUUAUGCUCGUACCAUACUUGAGAAGAGCCCGUCCGCUACUGUAUUGAUGAUUGAAAUCGGCUCACAAGAUGACCCCGUCGUCGGCGAGCAUCAUAAAAAUUCAAUCAAGUUUCAGAAGGACAUUGAUGCGUUUGUGAAUGUCAUCAAAGGUGCACUGCAAUCGGUGUCAGUCCCGCCAGCCGACACAUACAUUCCUACCCUCGUCGGUGACUCCUGGACUCCCCCCGUCAAUAAGGAUGGGUCGAGUAGCCUGAUCUUCCAGGGCAGUAAUCCAAAUCAGAUUCGCGAGAAGAACCUAAAAGCCAGUGCUAUGACCCGGACAGUCGGUGGAAUGGCUACUCACUGGACUUGCGCCUGUCCCACUCCCCACCCCGAGGAAAUUGUCAACAAUCCUAUCCCCAAAGCCGAACGCGACGAACUAUACGUACAAGCUAGGAAACUUCUGAAUGUCCACAACGAUCAAUACGACAAGAACGCGAAAGGUGACGACAUAUCCAUCCGCCACAAUGUCGUCAAAAAAACACUUUUGGACAACCUCCCUCAAGAACGGAAUGUUCAAUCGCUUCCUCUCGGUGUUGAACGUCGGCGAGAUAACCCAGCCUAUGUCACUUGGACCGGAGCCAAUACUGUUCUCGGAGAUCAGGCGAAAUUGCUUGGGACGAAGCGGUUUACAUUGAAAACAGAAACCAGGGUCACAAGAUUGGUUCCCGAUGAGAUUGACCCAAAGAAGAUCAACGGUAUGUUGCUAAGGAAUCUGAAGAACGACAAGGAUGAGCUUGUCACGGCUAGGGCAUACGUUAUUACCUGUGGUGCAAUCGGUACUCCACAAAUCCUUGCUAAUAGCAAUCUUGCCGGAUCCAUCCCAGCUCUGGGACGUCAUCUCUGCGAACAGUCAAUUGCUUUCUGCCAAAUCGUUAUGAAGAAUGAGAUCAUUGACUACAUCAAAAAAAAUCCAGACUGGCAAGCUCGAAUUAAAGCACACCAUGACAAGCAUCCAAAAGAUCCCUUGCCUAUUCCAUUCGCUGAUCCGGAACCACAGGUUAUGGUUCCUUAUACGUCCAAAUUCCCAUGGCACACCCAAAUUCAUCGUGACGCUUUCUCCUAUGGUGAUGUUGGUCCUCGUGCAGAUGCUCGAGUUGUAGUGGAUUUGCGAUUCUUUGGCAGACAGGAGGUUCUGGAGAAGAAUAGGGUCUAUUUUGCUGGAGACUCCUCCCUUAAGGGAGAAUGGGUUGCAGGAAGUACAGAUAUCUAUGGAAUGCCUCAAGCUACAUUUGAGGUUGAAAGAUCCCAGAAAGACAAGAUCAAUGAUCAAAGAAUGAUGAAGGAUAUGUGUGAAGUUGCCAGUUUACUUGGAGCUUAUCUCCCAGGUUCAAAUCCCCAAUUCAUGGAUCCUGGCCUUGCACUGCACAUAACUGGAACAACUCGUAUUGGAAAAGAUCCCAACAGUUCUGUUGCUGAUCCUUCUUCUUGUGUUCAUGCAUUCAAGAAUCUAUGGGUUGGAGGCAAUGGGUGUAUCCCUGAUUCAAUGGGUGCAAACCCCACCUUGACAAGUGUUAUGAUUGCACUCAAGGGAGCUGGUGCCAUCUUGGACUUCCUAAAAACUGAAUCUUGA